This is a messenger RNA of Fimicolochytrium jonesii, 2451 nucleotides long. RefSeq lists its product as uncharacterized. The transcript has 7 exons. Gene Ontology annotation, biological process: positive regulation of transcription by RNA polymerase II. Gene Ontology annotation, molecular function: transcription cis-regulatory region binding; metal ion binding. The coding region runs from base 1 to 2451 and encodes 816 amino acids. The record is from RefSeq and is a predicted model, not a curated record. Lineage: Eukaryota; Fungi; Chytridiomycota; Chytridiomycetes; Spizellomycetales; Powellomycetaceae.
AUGAACGCGAACGCUGCAGAGUUUAACCCUAGCGGAAACUCGUCUUCUGGAGCUUUGUCUGGUGGGGGCAGCAGCGCUGCCAACUCGGGCAACUGGGGCGAUAAGGGCGGAGGCGGGGCGGGAGGGCGACGGGGAAGCGCGGCGUUGUCUGCUUCCACUUCAGGAAACUACGCCGAUGGGAAUGCUAGAGGCUCCGCCUCUUCUGGCUUUCGCCACAUAGGGCCGGGUACGCAAGCCCGACCUCGAAAGCAGGAACAGCGUAGGCAGAACAAAAAGAAUGCCAGGAAUCAACAGCAAAUGGUUCCAGGCUUCCUUGAUGAUUAUCAGCUAGAUCCGGCGUUUGGGUCGCCAAACAAACGAGGACAGAUCAGCUUGAACCAUCUGCUGGGCUUCCAGCUUCCACCGCGCCAGCGUCCCACUCAAAGUCGGGUUGUAAAGCGAAAGAGCAGCGCAUAUUACGAACCUUACAACAAGGAACGAUUCGUGAAUGCAAACUUCCGGUUCAUCAUGGACGAAAGCGGUGACUACACCGUCAACGUUUUCGACCCGGACGUCAUUGUGAACUGGGAGAGCAUCGUCCAGGCUGUGGUCCCGAUCACCAAGCCAGCAAGCUGCCCGAUCUGUCUCUCGCCGCCGAUCGCCCCGAAAGUGACGAAAUGUGGGCAUGUGUAUUGCUGGCACUGUGUCACGCAUUACCUGCAUCUUGGCGAGAAGAAGUGGCGCAAAUGCCCGAUUUGCUACGAUGCGAUCUACGCGAAAGAUCUAAAGCCGGCACGGUUCUCAUACUUGCAAGAGGUUGGGAAGGCGUCUGUCAGUCAGCCGGCUAAGGUGGAGAUGAUUUUGAUGAAGCGGGCAUUGAACUCCACAAUCACACUUCCCCGUAUCGCCUACCAUACAUGGAACCAGGUGGACGGCAAAGCCCCGCCCUCGAUCGCCAACGCGAACGCAGUUCCCUACGCAAAGCUGAUGCUCUCGAGCCCCGAGUAUCUCCAGUCGGAGAUCCUCGAGAAUGAGCGCCGGCAGUUGAAAGAUCUGCUCAGUGAGACGAUCAAGGAGGAAGCGGUGGCGAAGGCGAUGGCUGGGUCUAGUCGCACCCAGGUUGAGGCGCAGGGUGGGAUGGGGAGCGAACGGCCGUUUGUGGAGGUGGCUUUGAAGGAGGUUAAGGACGCGUUGGAUGAGCUGGCUCGCAAGAAUACAUUGCUUGGCAGCACGCGGAAGAAAGCUGGUGCUGGUCCAUCAGGCGAUACCCAGGUGCCCGACUUGAUACAUGCACCGAAAGUGCCGGAACCGUCUGUGCCGACCUGGACCGAGGCGGACCUUGCCGCCCAAGCGAAAAGAUUCCAGGAGGAGCACAAAGAUGUGGAUGCGGCGUUUCCCGACGAUGACUUCGCCGAAUCUGGGGACACGGAAGAGAAGGAACCGUCGCACGCGGGAUCGUCAACCGCGCAAGUAAUAUCCGACGAAACCCCAAGUUCCACCGAAAGCGCAUCCUCGCCGCCCGCCGCCUCUGAUCUCCUCGACCGCAAAAAGCAAACCGCAAACCCGUCGAAACCCCCCUCUGACGGGAUGUAUUACUUCUACCAAUCCGUCGACGGCCAGCACCUCUACCUGCACCCAUUGGACAUCAAGGUGCUCAAGUUCGAGUAUGGGGAGUACGAGAGCUUCCCGGAUCGGUUGGUCGUUGAUGUUAUCAAGGUGCAGGAGAGUACCAUGAACGAGGAUUUGAGGCGGCGGUGCAGAUACCUGGGACAUAUACCAUUGAGCUGUGAUGUUACGUUUUGCGAGAUUGAUCCUACGCCGUUGGUUGCGGCGACGACUCGGACCGCUUUUGAGAAGGAACUCUCCCAGCGCAUCAACAAAUACAAAGCGCAAGAGCGCAAAGAGAAACAAGAGCACGACGCUUCCAAACGGAUCUCCGUCCCAUCCACCAGCCAUUUCAACGCCACACCACCCCAAGGCGACGCGCCCUACGCCUCCUCCUGGGAAGAAGACUACGCCGCCCAAUUUCCCUCCGCACAACCCCAACCCGCAGGCGACCUUUCCACCUCCCCAACCUACGACCUCCGCGGGGAUCUCAUCUCCGGCGCCGCUCGCACCACUUCCGCCGCCCCAUCCUCCUUCGCCCGCAUCGCGGCAACCUCCGCCACCUCCGCCACCCCCUGGACGCGCCGUGCACCCAAAUCGUCACGAUCCUACAACCUUGAAGAUGACGACGACGACUACCUCAUCGACGACUAUCACGGCUGGACGCUCGAUUUCGAGGAGGCGGUCAUGACUGACGAUCGGCCGAUGCGCGGGGGUGAUCUCGGGGGCAUGGGGAACGGAGCGAAUGGAGUUCGUGCACCGGGUGGCGGGCCGAAUGCGAAUGCUGCGAGUGGAGGCGGAGGGAAGAAAGGGAAGAAGAAAGGGGUGACGUUGGUUACGAAUGGGGGGAGGAGGGGGAGGCAGUAG